Cyprinodon variegatus (sheepshead minnow) is the source of this 1412-nucleotide messenger RNA. It is a transcript of the gene lft1, whose product is annotated as left-right determination factor 2-like. The transcript has 4 exons. Gene Ontology annotation, cellular component: extracellular region. The record is from RefSeq and is a predicted model, not a curated record. The coding region runs from base 172 to 1251 and encodes 359 amino acids. Gene Ontology annotation, molecular function: growth factor activity; cytokine activity; transforming growth factor beta receptor binding. NCBI's taxonomy places the organism in Eukaryota, Metazoa, Chordata, Actinopteri, Cyprinodontiformes, Cyprinodontidae. Gene Ontology annotation, biological process: SMAD protein signal transduction; BMP signaling pathway.
AUUGCCGCACCUUUGUUCUGAUAAGAGGUCCCAGCCCCCAAUGACAAAGUGCGAACGAUGGGGAGGGCCGCGGCGAUAUAAGGGGCCGGUGAAGUGUCACGGACCUUCAGAGCUUCUCUUAAUGAUUUGAGCUUCUGUCCUGCUAUCUUCAAUCUGAUUUUUUUUUCCCUCAUGGAUUUCCUCCGCGCUUAUUUCGUCCUGUGCGCCGCUUUCCUUGCUCUCAUCGAGGCUUUUACGCAUGAGGAUAUGAAGGACGCGCUGCUGCAAAAACUCGGUUUGGAUGAAGUUCCUAGAAUCCAAAAGAGGGAUCUGGAGAACCUGCUGGUUCCUGCGCACAUUAAGAACAAAUACCUGUCCAUGCUGAAGAUGCACCACAGCCGGAGGCGUAGAUCUCUGCCCAGCCUGGCGGGGAUCCUGAGGGGGAUUCCUGGCAAUGCAGAUAUUUCUGGAGAGUACGUCUACUCAGACACCACCCGGCACCGCAUGGUGUUUGACAUGGAGGCGCGGAUCCCGGAUAACAGCGAGGUGACCAUGGCCGAGCUGAAGCUUUACCAGCGCGCAUCGCACCACAAACGUUACACCGUGGAGAAAAAGAACCACCGACCCGUCAACAACGCCCGGGUCAGCAUCUACUGGGUGGAGGUGCUGCCGGACGGCUCCAACAGGACCUCACUUGUGGAUUCACGGUUGAUCCCAAUUCAUGAGACCGGCUGGAAGAGCUUUGAUGUCACUCAGGCGGUGCACUAUUGGUCCAAGACGCAGCAGAAGACACCCAUGCACCUGGAGGUGUGGAUCGAGGGCGAGAGACCUGGCAGCUACGCGGCAGAGAUGGCCAGGAGUGUGCGCUUUACCACCCAGGAGCAGACGGAUAACACCUUGGGGAAGCCUGAGCUCAUCCUUUACACACUCAACCUCGAGGAGUACGGCUCUGCAGGCGACUGCGAUGCAAACCAGAACAAAGACACCUGCUGCAGAGAGGAGUACUUCAUCAACUUCCGCGCGCUCACCUGGACGCAGUACUGGAUCAUCGAGCCGGCCGGUUACCAGGCCUUCAGGUGCACCGGAAGCUGCAAGCAACCCAAACGCAACUACGGCUACGGAGAGCGGCGGUGCGUGGUGGCGGAGAGUUCCCCGCUGCCCAUCAUGUACCUGGUGAAAAAGGGGGACUACACUGAGAUAGAGGUGGCUGAGUUCCCCAACAUGAUUGUGGAGCGAUGCGGCUGCAUGCUGGACAACGCCUCUGUGGUAUGAAGGCCGUAGUCGUCCUGUUGGGAAAUAAUGCAGGGCGAAUAUAGUUCCUUUUGUUAGCUGUUGCCGUAUUUAAUGUUUUUUUUUUUUUUACCAACUCGUCAAGUACUUUUUAUUUAAAUGGACAUUCAGAGGGAACAGUUCAGGCGGUACGAUAAAUUCAA